GCGCCCGGCCACGUUGGCAGCGCGGGCGGUGGAGGGGGCGGGGCCCGCGGCAGCCAGUCCCCGGCCCUGCGCAGCCGGACGCGGGGCGCCGAGCACCAUGUCUUCGCCUGACCAGGAGCGAGCCGAGACCCGGGCCGGACACCCCCCUGCCGUGAAAGCUGGUGGGAUGAGGAUUGUGCAGAAACACCCGCACACUCCAGAUGCCAAAGAGGAGAAAGAUAAGGAUGACCAAGAGUGGGAAAGCAGCAGCCCACCUAAACCAACGGUGUUCAUCUCCGGUGUCAUUGCAAGAGAAACUGAGCAUAAUGAACCAGUGAAACUGAGGCCAUGUCUACACGUACAGCUGCGCCACUGCAGCGCAUCUGGUGAAGACGCCAUGUGCCGAUGUGAGAGAGCUCUCCCAUCAACGUAAAAUCAUCUCAAUGAGUGGAAGUAGCUAUGUCAGCGGAAGAAACUCUCCCGCCAACAGAUAAGCACUUAUGUCAGUGUAACUUAUGUCGCUUAGGGGGCGUUCUAUUCACACCCCUGAGCAACGUACAUUUUCCCGACGUAGAUUGUAGUGUAGAAAUAGCCUGACUUUACACAAAGUGCUGACACUGCAGAAACCAAAAACAGAAAAAUGUUCUCUCUCCAGUCUGUAAGAUACAGUCAUUUUAGGUGCUCCUUGGAACAACAGUAGGUGAAAAUUUUCAGACAGAAGUGUGAUUUUUUUUAAGUUGACAAAAUCCCUGUUAAAUAUGCCAACAUAGAGUGCAUGCAGUGUGUGUGCAAAGGAAGAAAGGAAUUAGAGGGACCCACAAUGUUUUUCAUAUGCUCUUUAUGCUUUAAUAAAAAAAAAUACUAUCA
Molecule: messenger RNA, 846 nt
Organism: Caretta caretta (loggerhead turtle)
Lineage: Eukaryota; Metazoa; Chordata; Testudines; Cheloniidae
Source: RefSeq, a predicted model, not a curated record